AUGGCCGAUAAGUUUGAUUAUCACAUGAUUACUUUCAGAUUCCAUGAUAAAAUCAAAGGAGAUAGUGUGGUUAAGGUCAAAUACAAAAUAGAUGGAACACAAGUACCAGGGGAGCUUAGCUCUAAGAAGGGUGAUAAGGUGACUGACACGAAUGGAAGAUCCUUGAAAGCAAAAGUUUUAUCAAGAGUGUUCCCAGAGGACUAUGAGAGAGUGAAGAAAAAGAUACUGGAUCCUCGAGGACCAACCAUACAUCGGUGGAACAAAAUCUUUUUAGCAGCAUGUUUAGUUUCUUUGUUUGUGGAUCCUCUCUUCUUUUAUUUGCCAGUAGUUCGAGACGAUGCUUGCAUAGAUAUUGGAUAUACCCUUGAGGUUGUUCUUACUAUUAUAAGAUCAAUUGCCGAUAUAUUCUACAUGAUUCAGAUAUAUUUUCGGUUUCAUACUGCUUAUGUUGCUCCUUCCUCUCGUGUAUUUGGGAGAGGAGAGCUUGUCAUAGACUCUUCUAAGAUUGCAUCAAGGUACUUGAGCAAAGGUUUUUGGAUUGAUUUCAUUGCUGCACUGCCCCUUCCCCAGGUAUUAAUUUGGGUAGUUAUCCCCAAUCUAGGGGGUUCAAUAAUGGUAAACACGAGAAACGUCCUUCGCUUUAUUAUCAUUUUUCAGUACCUCCCGAGACUUUUCCUUAUAUUUCCACUCUCGACACAAAUUGUCAAGGCUACUGGUGUUGUGACAGAGACCGCUUGGGCAGGGGCUGCCUACAACUUGAUACUUUACAUGUUAGCAAGUCAUGUUUUAGGAGCUUGUUGGUACCUUCUAUCUGUCGAGAGGCAAGAAGCAUGCUGGAGACAGGCCUGCAGUUUUGAUAAGCCUUAUUGUGAAUACAGAUUCUUUGAUUGCCAGAGGGUUUUAGGAGCCUGCUGGUACCUUCUAUCAAUCGAAAGGCAAGAAGCAUGCUGGAGAUAUGCCUGCAGUCUUGAGAAGUCAUCUUGUCAAUACAGGUUCUUCGACUGCCAUAGUGUCAAGGAUAAUGAUAGAAUUUCCUGGUUCCAAUCAAGCAAUGUCACAACUCUAUGUGAUCCAAAUGGUGGCUCUUAUCCAUUUGGUAUUUAUGGUGAUGCUGUGACUUUGGGUGUUGCAUCCUCCAAGUUCUUAAAUAUGUACUUCUACUGUCUUUGGUGGGGCUUGAGGAACCUGAGUUCUCUAGGGCAAAAUCUUUCCACAAGCACUUAUGUUGGAGAAAACAGUUUUGCCAUCAUUGUUGCAACUCUGGGCUUGGUUCUCUUUGCAUUGCUCAUUGGGAAUAUGCAGUCCUACCUCCAAUCUACAACUGUUCGAUUGGAAGAAUGGAGGAUCAAGAGAACCGAUACAGAACAAUGGAUGCAUCACAGGCAACUACCCCCAGAAUUAAGGCAGUCUGUACAGAAAUAUGAUCAGUACAAAUGGGUGGCUACUCAAGGAGUUGAUGAAGAAGCCAUUGUUAAAGACCUCCCUUUGGAUCUCCGAAGAGAUAUCAAGCGCCACUUAUGUUAUGAUCUUGUUCGACGAGUUCCAUUGUUUGAUCAAAUGGAUGAACAGAUGCUAGAUGCGAUAUGUGAGAGACUCAAACCAGCCUUGUGCACCCAAGGCACUACCCUAGUGCGUGAAGGCGACCCUGUCAAUGAAAUGCUCUUCAUUAUCCGAGGCAACCUAGAUUCUUAUACCACCAAUGGUGGCCGUACUGGAUUCUUCAAUUCAUGCAGUAUAGGUCCAGGCGAUUUCUGUGGUGAGGAACUUCUGACAUGGGUUCUCGACCCUCAUCCAAAUAUCAUCCUGCCAUCAUCAACUCGCACAGUUAAAGCCAUAUGCGAAGUAGAAGCAUUUGCACUCAUAUCAGAGGACUUAAAGUUUGUGUCAUCACAAUUUCGAAGACUACACAGCAAACAACUCAGGCAUAAAUUCAGGUUUUACUCGCAUCAUUGGCGAGCAUGGGCAGCAUGUUUCAUACAAGCAGCAUGGCGUCGGUUUAAAAAACGUAAGAGUGCUACUGAACUAUUGGCUAUGGAGGAUCUGGUGGCACCUGAAUCUGAACUGUUAGAAGGAAAAUUGGAUGUAAAUGUGCGUCCUCCACCAGUGUCAGGCCUGGCCGAGUAUGCAGCAAGGUUGGCAGCAAACACUAGGAGGGGAAUCAAUAUGCAUUUCGGGUCGGAUUCGAGUGAUGUCAGUUCAUUGCGGAAGCCAGCAGAACCUGAUUUUUCUGUAGUUGAGGAGUGAUUUCAUAAAAAUUUUAUACAUGCAUGCAGCCAAGGGGACCUUAGAUUUAUUGAUUUGUUCAGCUAUACACAUUACGAACUCCUAUGAAUCAUUAUCACAUUGAG
Ilex paraguariensis (yerba mate) is the source of this 2348-nucleotide messenger RNA. The record is from the annotation of a GenBank genome assembly. Lineage: Eukaryota; Viridiplantae; Streptophyta; Magnoliopsida; Aquifoliales; Aquifoliaceae.